GAACGCGCUGCUAUUGCUCAACCAAGAAGUAGAAGAAGAAGCUGCACGCCUGAAACGAUGGCGGCCACUCUGAGAGGAAGCUUGGUAACAUUGCUCAAGGGCCUGAGUGGCCGCCGGUGGCAGCAGCUGACCUCUCGACCUCUGAGCGUAUCCGCUGGCCUCCGUGGCUCGGAAGCCCCACCGGCGCGCGCCGAUGCCAUCUUCAAGGUCACGAUGGUGCCGGGGGACGGCGUGGGACCCGAGCUGAUGACCGCCGUCAAGGACGUGUUCAGGGCAGCAGACGUCCCGGUGGAAUUUGAGGAGUUUCACCUGAGUGAGGUGCAGCACAUGGCCAGUGAGGAGAAGCUGGAAGAGGUGUUGACCUCAAUGAAGGCCAACAAAGUGGCCAUGAAAGGAAAGAUUCACACACCCAUGGAAUUCAAAGGAGAGCUGGCCUCCUAUGAGAUGAGACUGAGGCGUAAACUGGACCUGUUUGCUAAUGUGGUCCAUGUGAACAGCCUGCCGGGCUACAGCACUCGCCACAACAAUCUGGACCUGGUCAUCAUCCGCGAGCAGACCGAGGGCGAGUACAGCGCCCUGGAACACGAGAGCGUGCCGGGUGUGAUCGAGUGUUUGAAGAUCAUCACCAGGGUGAAGUCACGGCGCAUCGCCAAGUUCGCCUUCGACUACGCCACCAAGAAGGGGCGGAGCAAGGUCACCGCCGUGCACAAGGCCAACAUCAUGAAAUUGGCCGACGGCUUGUUCCUGCAGAGCUGUGCCGAGGUGGCGCAACUGUACCCCAAAAUCAAAUACGAGAACAUAAUCAUCGAUAACUGCUGCAUGCAGCUGGUCCAGAACCCGUACCAGUUCGACGUGCUGGUGAUGCCCAACCUGUACGGGAACAUCAUCGAUAACCUGGCGGCCGGCCUGGUGGGAGGAGCCGGAGUCGUUCCCGGGGAAAGCUACAGCGCCGAUUACGCCGUGUUCGAGACCGGGGCGCGCCACCCCUUUGCUCAAGCCGUAGGCCGGAACAUCGCCAACCCCACGGCCAUGCUGCUCAGCGGCGCCAACAUGCUGCGGCACCUCAACCUGGAGUAUCACUCCCAAAUGGUGUCGGAUGCGGUCAAGAAGGUCAUCAAGCAGGGCAAGGUGCGCACCGGAGACAUGGGCGGCUACGCCUCCUGUGACGAGUUCACCCGCGCCGUCAUCGCCAACCUGGCCGUCUAAAUUAUAUUUACAAAUCUGUCGGCCGCUCAGACGCACGCACACACAAACACACUUUUUUUUCCAUGUUUGUACUUCCUGUUGACUGAUUGUACACACAAAGUAUAUUCCGGCAACAUCUUCCAGUUUGAAAUGACGUGACAUGUGCAGCUGUAAUAUCCACGACCUCUGACCUGACCCCACAUCUGAGGCUACGUCUCACAACCAGAACAGAACAUGUUCUCAUGCAGAACCAGUACAGAACGUGACUGGUUCACGUCACACAUUCUUAGCCUGUUCUCUGGCAACAUCUUGUAAUUUCUUCUUGUUUUUAAACCAGCGCUCAAAAACAUGGUGGAUGUAUACUUUUCUUAUUAUUUAUUAACUUCAAAGCUGUAGCUUCAUUGCGUCUCUGUUCCUGAUAAAUAUAUAUGAAUAAUAAAUGAUAUAUAUGA
Molecule: messenger RNA, 1637 nt
Organism: Pseudoliparis swirei
Lineage: Eukaryota; Metazoa; Chordata; Actinopteri; Perciformes; Liparidae
Gene: idh3b
Product: isocitrate dehydrogenase (NAD(+)) 3 non-catalytic subunit beta
Exons: 11
Coding region: 58-1206 (382 amino acids)
Biological process (GO): tricarboxylic acid cycle; isocitrate metabolic process
Cellular component (GO): mitochondrion
Molecular function (GO): magnesium ion binding; oxidoreductase activity, acting on the CH-OH group of donors, NAD or NADP as acceptor; NAD binding
Source: RefSeq, a predicted model, not a curated record